CCGGGAACUACCUCUUACUCUGCUAUUGGGCCACUGGGUCACGUGGUAAAAGUAACUUUACAGGGCUGCUCGCAAGUAGGAGGGCUUUAUGGAGCAGAAAAACGACAAAGCUAGAAAAAUUAUUUUCCACUCCAGAAAUUAAUGAUCAUGAGCUCGUAUUUGAUGGAGUCUAACUACAUUGAUCCGAAAUUUCCUCCAUGCGAGGAAUAUUCGCAAAAUAACUACAUCCCCGAGCAUAGUCCAGAAUAUUACAGCCGCGCGAGGGACACUGGCUACCAGCAUCACCACCAGGAGUUAUAUCCUCCGCGGGCGAGCUACCAAGAGCGCCAGUAUAACUGUGCAAGCAUCCCUGAGCCCGACACGCCAAGGGGACAUGGAAUACCCCACUCUGCGCACCUGCUGACAGGGAAAGGGCAGCCUGCUUCAUGUGAAACCCCACAGUUGUCCAUGUCCCCCGCCACGCCACCGGCCGCAACCUCCGCCUGCAACCAAGCCACCCCGGAGCAUCCAAACAGCACAGCCUCCUCCAAACAGCCCGUGGUGUACCCGUGGAUGAAGAAAAUUCACGUCAGCACUGUGAACUCUGGUUACAAUGGGACGGAGCCCAAGCGGUCUAGGACAGCUUACACCCGCCAGCAAGUCUUAGAAUUGGAGAAGGAAUUCCACUAUAACCGAUAUUUAACUCGGCGGAGGCGCAUCGAGAUCGCGCACACCCUGGUUCUCUCCGAGCGACAGAUUAAAAUCUGGUUUCAGAACCGCAGGAUGAAAUGGAAAAAGGACCACAGGCUCCCGAACACCAAAGUGAGAUCGUCCUCGUCCUCCUCCGGGUCCAACACAGGCUCAGCGGCCGGCGCUGCAGCGGCCGCCUCGGCCACUAACACUGGGGCCCCCGACGAACUGACCGGAGCACAGCAUGGCGAGGACAUUACCAGGUUAUAAAGCCACGGCCAGAGAACAGAACUGCUUAUUUAUAGAACGAUUCUAUAUUUUGUUUUCGUAGCUAUCUUGUGCGGUUUCCUUUAAGUCCAAAGUUAUAUAAAAUGCAUGUUAUAUAGCAUGGAUUACUGCGAAUACCGAUGGAUUAUUUUUACGUGACAACAGGGUUUAAUUUAUUUGAAGUUCAAUUAAAAUGAUGUUUUUUAUUGAAAAAAAAAUGUUUUGAAUGAAGGAAGAAAAAAGUAGAAAAAAAAUAUACAUUUUAUCAAAAUGUUAUUGUGGGCCAUUCUUUUGCCCUGCUGCCCAAGGUGAAAUGCACAAUCUAUUUAUUUCAAACAACACUGGAAGGAAAUCACUAUAAUAAUAGUUAUUUUUGGUAUAU
Molecule: messenger RNA, 1318 nt
Organism: Salarias fasciatus (jewelled blenny)
Lineage: Eukaryota; Metazoa; Chordata; Actinopteri; Blenniiformes; Blenniidae
Gene: hoxc4a
Product: homeobox C4a
Exons: 2
Coding region: 142-939 (265 amino acids)
Biological process (GO): anterior/posterior pattern specification; positive regulation of transcription by RNA polymerase II; embryonic skeletal system morphogenesis
Cellular component (GO): nucleus; nucleoplasm
Molecular function (GO): DNA-binding transcription factor activity, RNA polymerase II-specific; RNA polymerase II cis-regulatory region sequence-specific DNA binding
Source: RefSeq, a predicted model, not a curated record